CCCUUCACGCAUGUUUCCACACAGAAGACGCUUUAGCUGACAAUCGAACGGGACAACGUCUUGCUGUCAGUCGACAACGCUACCAUGACGGAACAUAAAAGCUUGGAGUGGCUGUAGGAACUUUGAUAUUUCACCAAAACUGCUACGGAAAUUGACAGAUAAACAAGGAAGUUAAUUUGCCUUAUGACUGUGACAUUGAAGCAGAAGAAAGCUGAUCUUUGAUCAUAGCACAUCACUCCAUUUUUUUUUUGGCAACCAGAAACAAAAACUAAGAAGGCGGUAUAGUUAUGGAGGAAGGUGGGAGCUUUACACGUGAGGCACUUCUGCAGGCUGAAGCUAGACUUGCUGCUAAGCGGGCAGCAAGGGCAGAGGCUCGGGAAAUACGAAUGAAGGAGCUCGAAAGACAACAAAAGGAGAUCUAUCAGGUUCAGAAGAAAUAUUAUGGUCUGGAUACUAAGUUUGGAGACAUCGAGCAAUGGAUGGAAGACAGUGAGCGGUACUCUCGAAGGGCCAGAAGAAAUACUUCGGCCUCUGAUGAAGAUGAGCGAAUGUCUGUGGGUAGUCGUGGAAGCUUAAGGGCCAAUGGCUUUGAUGAAGGGUAUUAUGGAUCUUCACAGAGUAGAAAGUCUAGCAGGAGCUCCAGGAACAGUGAUGAGACUAGAACUAAAAAGAUGUCAUCCAGGCGAGACAAUAUGGGCACGUACUACACAGAUGCCGUUGUUUAUGGUGGUGGCCUUUCUUCCAAACCUCACUUAUCCUCCCAAAAUGGAACUCGGCCCUCAGACUACAGCUGCUACCUUAGCUCCGGAUCACGAGCUUCAUCCAGAGCCAGCUCUGCUCGUGCAAGUCCAGUGUUGCCCAAUGAAGAUGAAUCUGCAUCUUAUCUCGGAGGAGCCAGUAAUCUCGGCCUCCGAAAUGGGCUGCCAUCUGAUUUGUCAUCUGUGGUUUCUGGAACAACUGCCAGCUUUUUACGUGGUGGUGUGUACAGAGAUAGGGUUCAUGGCAAGCUGGAUGACGUCAGCAUACCUCCUUAUAUUGAAGAGAGGCCUGAAAAGGACUUCAUUGAAAAGGGAAAUCGCAGUGUAUCCAGUCUUUCAGCUACAACCCUUGCCUCCCUGGGGGGCACAUCCUCCCGAAGAGGUAGUGGAGAUACAUCCAUUUCUGUAGACACUGAAGCAUCACUCCGUGAAAUCAAGGACAUCCAUGAGCUAAAGGACCAGAUACUGGAAGUAGAAAGCAAAUACAUGCAGGAACUGAAAGGGAUGAAGGAUUCACUAGCAGAGGUAGAAGAGAAGUAUAAAAAGGCUAUGGUGUCCAAUGCUCAACUAGACAAUGAUAAGGCCACCCUUAUGUAUCAAGUGGACAUUCUAAAAGAUGCGUUGAUGGAGGCAGAAGAACAACUUGCAGAAACAAGAAGAGAAUAUGAAGAGAAGUGCAAAGAAAACGAAAAGCAAAAGCACUCCUCUAGCAUUCUCCAGUUUCAGUUAAAUGAAGUGAAAGAGACACUCAAGCAGAGAGAUGAGUUGCUGACUAAACAUGGAAUUGCAGUAGGCUCAGUAGUAGUCACCAAUGGCGAAGCUUCAGUCAACAUGAAUGAGAUUGAGGUCCCUGAAGAAGUAGUACCCACAUCAUCUCAGGAUGUCUCACAUGCCCAACAGGAAAUGAACACUGAGCAACUAGGCCGAGCCGAGGAGUUGGAGAUGAAAAGUGAGAAUGUUGAGAGCAUGCAGAAUACUGAGCAUGAGGAACACAUAUCGGGGACUCAGAAACUGGAAGUUUUUCAGGAUAAUGCGGAGAGAGAGGAAGUGCAUGCCAUUGAAAGAGCAGAGGCAAAUAAGACCAUGAAUGACAUUGAACAGUCAACUGAGGAGAUAAAGCAUGAUGAUAUGGAACUGAUUAAAAACAAUGCAUUGCAAAUUUCUGGGAUUACAUCCAGUGAAAGUAGUAAUCAGAUAACUGAGCAACAACAUGAUGAUGGUAGUGUAGGACUGAUGUUAGAUAGUAUGAUAGAAACAGAUGACGCACAAAAAAUGAUGCAUUUGCAAGAGAAAGAGGAACAGCAGGAAGUUAAGGUGACUGAAUCAGAAGAUGAAAAAGUACUUAAUGAAGCUGGUGAUAUAGUGACUAUAGUAGAUGUGACUCCAAAUAGUUGUCAGCCAGUGUUACUGUGUAAUAAUAGUGCUGAUGAUGUGGAACAGUUAGAAACAAACAAACUCUUAAAUAAUGAGUUUACUGCACUAAGUCCAGAAGUGAGCAUGUCCCACCAUAUUGGAGAAGAGCAUACGAGGUACAGCAGUGAUUCUCAGAUUGCUAGCAAUUUGGAUAAAAUACCAGAUAAAGUUGAUAAUGUAGUACAAGGUGUAGAUGUAUCUGAAACUGUGCAUCAGUCACUUAGUACACUGCCAGGUGAAGAGCUGAGGCUAGACCAUAGAGAAGGACAUAAUGACGUUUUGGAAACAAGAGGAAAUGAUUGGCUUAAUGAAACAAAGCAAGAAGGGUCUACUAGAAAAUUGUCUUUGGACGAGCAAGGUGGUAGUAAAUUACUCUUAAGUAAUGUAGAUACUGCUGACCAUUUAGAGAUGGGGAGGGGGGCGAGUCAAAAUUCAAGUGGGAAUAUAAAUGACCACACAGAAAUGGAUGAAGGGAAAAAUGCAGAGGCAGCUAUAGGUGUUAAACAUCCAAGUUUAUCACCAGAGGAUGAUGCUUUUGUACGUGAUGACCUGGGAGAAGCAGUAUUGGUAGAUGAAAGUGAAGAACAAGAACAUUUCAGAAGAAAUGAAUCACUGACCAAAGAUACAGUAACUGAUUUGGAUUUCACCAGUGCACAUAAUGUCAUACCAGAAACGCACAGAGAAGCUGAAGAAUGCACCAAGCUAAACAGUGUAAACUACAAGGAAGACCUUAAAACCACAGUAGAAGGUUGUGAUAAUUUUCUCAGUUCAGAGGAUGACAGAUAUUUGACAGAUGCAUCAAAGUACAAGGAAGACAAAGACCAUCUGAUGAAAAAUAAGAUCUCACCAAUUGUUGUGGAACAAAUGAAUGGCGAAGAUAAAAAAUAUGACAUCACUUUUGGCAGUGAUUUGAACUGUGUUGGUACAACCGAGACAGACCAGUCAGAUAAGGAAGCAAGUCACAUGUUAGUCAAGCUUCCAGAGAUCAGUACAGGACACAUCAUAAUAGAUAAAAUAUCUGAUAUGGAAGGAGAACAGCAAAACGGUGCAAUAGGUCAGGUUAGUGGUGUUUUGAAAGAAGAUUCUACAGAAGAAAAUGUUGAAGUUGAACAGAAUAAACUGAUAGAACUUGUAGAGACAAGUGAUAAUUCUGUCACCAGUGAAAAAGAGAAAACUGAAAUCAGUCAUUUGAUUUCAGAGGAUGAUAUUGAGAUAGCAUGCCAAACAUUUCUUCACAGUGAAGACGACUCUGGUACUGACAUCAUCCAACAGGUUAGUGAAAGGAAUGUGACAGAUGACUCUGAUACAGUAGAAGGCAGUAUCUCAGAGUGUAAACUGCAAGAUGAAUGUGAAAUAGAAAUAAAAAGUGACCAAGAUUUAUCCUUAAAUUGCAGUGAUGAGGGAGAAAGUGUAUCAAAAGAAAACGAGCAGAAUACUAAUAAUCAGGAUGAAGAUCUAGCUUGUAAUAUUACGCAACCAGUCUUGAGUGCUGGUAACGUCACCAAGACACUUGACAACAUUGAGGAAAGACAUCAGGUUAAUGAGGAAAAAGGGAGCCUGCAACAGUCCAGUGAACAGGAGCUUCUUGAAAAGAGUAACAAUACAGUCGAUACCUUAUUCCAAGGUAAUAAUUUUGUUUUUUCAGACACAGAUGUAGAAAUAGAUGGCAGUGAAAGCCACAUAGGAAAAUGCCAAACUGCAGGGGAGAGUAAAGGCCCAAUAUGCAGCAUUGAUAACAUUGCAGUUCUGAACACAGAUAAAGAUAUGCACAAGUUAGAAGGUCAUAGAGCUUCCACUGACCAAGAUGCUGAAGAAGUAAUAGUUAUCCAGCAGGAGAAAUUAGAACAUCCUGCUGAGGUGCAGAAUGUAAAGGCACAUGCAGUAGUACAAACGCUACAGGAGGAGGAGGAGGUACAAGAACUGAAUGAGGCAGUUUCAGAAACUGCAGGAGCUUUACACGAGCCACAGUCCGAUAUGAAUGAACUGUUGGAUACACAUUUAGAAGUGAAGGAGGAGCUGCCAUAUGUACAUCCUGAAACUGUUUUGGAGCCAUCAGAUGCAUUUUUAGAAGUGGAGAAGAAAGCAGGAACAUCUCCGGAGAACAAAAAACAACCAGGAGAAGUGCAGUCAGAGAGAGAUGAGUGUAAAUUAGAACACACUGAAAAGCUAGAGAAACAAUUAGAUAAGCACCUAGAACAUGACAAAGAAGUUUCAGGUAUGCCUUUGGAAAAAGAUCCGGUAUGUGUUAUAGUUGUAGAAGGACCUGUAGAAAUUGAGACAUCAGGGGUGGGGGAAUCAUUCGAAGGGGACCCAAGUUACUUGGGGCAACUCGAAGCUUACCAAAGAGGAGGAGAUUUGGUAGCAGAAGAAAAACAAAAGGAAUUAAUAGAGAGAGAAUCAGAAACGGCAGGUGAGUAUGUUGGCAAAGACAGAGAGGAGGAGGAGUCAGCAGAAUUAGAAACCGCAGAAAUAACAGUAGAAUCAGGCACAGAAGAUCAGGUAGUUGAGAAAGAUUCAGAAGGCAAGGAAAAAUCAAUAGAAGAUGCAGCAGGGCUAGUGGAUACAAAAGAGGCAGUAACAAAUGGGCAAGAACAAGCCACUGAAAAGGCAGAACCAGCCAGAGUGGAUGAACAGGUAGUAGUAGCAAGCAAAGGUGAUGAGGUAGUUAAGGAUAGUGCCACUCCAGAAAGUGAGAAGCAGCAAAGUAAUGAAGAUGAUGCCUUAGCAAAGGGAAGCAAGAAAGGAAAAGGCAAAAGCAAGGAGGAGUGCAUAAUGUCAUAUGUUAGGCUACAAAAAGUGGCAGAUGACAGAGAAUCAUUGCUACAGCAGAUUGUUAAACUAAAGGCACAGUUAGAAGAAAGGCAGAAAGUAAAUAAAAUGAAAAAUGCAAUUUCUGAAGAAGAGGUGCUUGAAAAUGGAACAGAUGUACAUUUAACAGAGUUACAGAGAGAUUCAAACCGGCAGAUCUGUGAACUCAAGUUCAAACUAGCAAAAUCUGAACAGGAGAUCACUGCUCUAGAACAAAAUGUAAUACGCUUGGAAGGACAGGUAACAAGAUACAAGUCUGCAACUGAAAAUUCAGAGAAGGUAGAAGAUGAGCUGAAAUCUGAAAAACGUAAACUCCAAAGAGAGCUUCGUUCAGCACUGGAUAAAAUCGAAGAACUUGAAGUGAGCAACAGUCACUUGGUAAAGCGAUUAGAGAAGAUGAAGGCUAAUCGGAGUGCUCUUUUGUCCCAACAGUAACUACAAAGUGUUGCAGUCUUCAGUUGGAUUACAUUGUGGAUGUUUAUGUCUUAGUAGUUUGGAUGCUUCAUCAUAUCACAAGCACUGUUUAAAGGAAGUUGAACACAAAUCACUAGCUACCACCACCUCAUUGUCUUCUCUAAGCAUUUUAAGAACUGUUUGCACAGUGCAAAUAUUGGUAGCUAAUACAGAAAGCCUCAUCUGCUGGCUGUCUUUGCACGUGACUUGGAAGCUUUGUUUAAUGAAAAAUAUAGCUAUAUUUUAAAUUGGACAACUAGAAUCCUGGCUGUUGAGUGACUUUACCAUCUAUGGUGCACUAGCUCCUGCUAUCUGCUAAUCUAAUGUCCCUUUGUGACUGGAGUUCCUAGCAUGACCUAGGGGUAAUCUUCAGAAUGAGUUCUAGUAUUAAUACUUUACUUGUAUGUGCGAAACACUGUGGAAUUGCAAGCCAUUCAUCUUGGAAGCAAAAGUGACCUUAUAAUGACCAUUCAAUUUUAAACCACCAAGGAUUAAUGGAUGCAUAGUGUGUAGUUUUUGUCACUCCUUGGGCUUCAUGUACCAUAAACUGUAGGUUUAUACCAAGAUCAUGUGCUGCUGAAAUAUCAAGGAAUGUCCUAUUUAUAGAACUGGUAGAGUUUCCGGUUGACCUGAACUGCAUUACCUAGUUUACAUAAUUUAAAUUGUCAUUGCACUAAUAGUUUAAGUGCAUGGGUCAACGUUUAUGAAUCUCCAGCUACAUUUUUUUUUAUCCUGCCAUAAUCUAAUUUAAUGAACUGUUUAGGCUCAAGCACAAGUGUAUGAAUAAAAAUACAGUAUUAUGAGUGGGAGUUUGGGCUGGCAGUAAAUGUAAUUUCAGCACGCAUUUCUAAAAGCAUGUCACUCCUCUUUUUUGACAUAUACUAAUAAUUUUGUAACAUGCAGAGAACACACACCACUGUCUUUGUGAGUGCACUGCCACAGAAUAUUUUUUGUUCACCAUUGCCAAAGAGGAAUGUAAUAGUAUAGCUUAGGUAAUGCAGAUGCAUUUUUUGUGUUUCAUUUUAUUAAAAAAUGUUCAUCUUGGUAAUACUUUUGUAACUGGAAGGACAUGGGGAGUAACAAAUGGACUGUUACAGAAAACACUAAAACUCUUAAAGUA
This is a messenger RNA of Protopterus annectens (West African lungfish), 6552 nucleotides long. Its product is annotated as cingulin-like. Gene Ontology annotation, biological process: regulation of transcription by RNA polymerase II. The record is from RefSeq and is a predicted model, not a curated record. The transcript is spliced from 24 exons. Bases 288 to 5414 code for a protein of 1708 amino acids. NCBI's taxonomy places the organism in Eukaryota, Metazoa, Chordata, Ceratodontiformes, Protopteridae. Gene Ontology annotation, molecular function: DNA-binding transcription factor activity, RNA polymerase II-specific; RNA polymerase II cis-regulatory region sequence-specific DNA binding.